Saccostrea echinata is the source of this 598-nucleotide messenger RNA. RefSeq lists its product as uncharacterized. The transcript has 6 exons. NCBI's taxonomy places the organism in Eukaryota, Metazoa, Mollusca, Bivalvia, Ostreida, Ostreidae. Bases 34 to 597 code for a protein of 187 amino acids. The record is from RefSeq and is a predicted model, not a curated record.
UAGCCUCUUUGACCCAUUGCAAGAAAAGACAAUAUGAAUUCUAGAUCUCUAAUUAUAAUCGGAAUUACUUGUAUUUCCAUGUGCUUCUCAGGAGUGUCUUCAGAAUGUAACAUGGGAGAGAUGUCCAAAUGUUUUGAGGGGUUUGUAAUGCCAAAUAUGGAGUCAUUGUCAAUGCAAGAUUUACAGACCAUGUGCGCAUCAGUUAGAGGUGUGAAAAGCUGUAUUGAGCCAUACAAAAGUGCUUGUGCAGCAGAUUCAACCUUUCAGUCGAUGAUGAGCGGUAUGACUCUGGCUGCUGGGUAUUGCGGAGAUUCUGGCUGCAAUUUAUUGAAAUGCUUCUCUGAUGCUGGGAUUAAUUUGGACAAUACUGGGGGUAGCUCAAAAAAAAUAAGUUGUGGGGGUUAUAUGCCAUUGAAAAACUGUGAAGAAAGCCAGAAAAAGGCCUGUCAGCAGAACCCAGCUUACGCAGAUGUUCAGGAUUCUCUCAAGCAAGCGGAAAAAGCGUGUGGCUCUCCAGGUGGCGGAAUCUCAGCUACCCCGGCCUUGUGGAUGGUUUUCUCAGCUGCCAUGAUGGUGUUAGCAGCCAUUUUUCCAUAAA